AUGACCGCGAUUUCCUGCCCCAAUGGCGAGACGAGCCAAUACGAAUAUCUUCCUUCGACAGCGGCUUCCGUUAUCUUCAUCAUCGUCUUCGGUACUUUGACUGUUGGCCAUAUCUUCCUAAUGAUCAGAGGAAAGCAAUGGUUCAUGGCCGCCUUCAUUGUUGGCGGACUCUUCGAAGUCUCUGGCUUCGGUGUACGAAUACUGGGUCAUAACAACCCCUGCAACGAUAAUUCAGAGAUCGCCCAAAAAAUCUUGAUUCUCGUGGCCCCCUCUAUCUUUGCUGCGACAAUCUACAUGAUCCUGGGCCGCACAGUUCGAGCCAUCCGCGGGGACAAACUCUCUCCAAUCCGGCCUUCUCGGUUGACUGUCAUCUUCGUCUCCGGCGAUGUUGCCUGCUUUUGCGUCCAGGUGGCCGGUGCUGCCAUUAUGUCUGGGGGGAGUUCCAAUAAAAGCAAUAUCAACUUGGGCAGAUACAUCAUCCUUGUGGGUCUCGCCCUGCAGAUCAUUCUCUUCGGCUUGUUCGUCUUUGUCGCCUUUAUCUUCCACAAUCGCAUUCACAAACGACCCACUGAGGCAUCGUUCCGCCCCCAAAUCCGCUGGGAGAUGAUGCUUUUCGCCCUCUAUGGUGUCAGUAGUCUUAUCAUAGUGCGGAACAUAUUUCGCGUUAUUGAGACUGCUGGAGGCCGUGACGGGUACUUGCUUUCUCACGAGUCGCCUCUGUAUGUCUUCGACUCCAUCCUCAUGGCUGCAGUGAUGGCCGUUCUGUUGUACUACUUCCCCACCUUGAUCCGACCAAGAAAAUCCUACACAACGGACAGCAUGGAGGUUCAACCUAUCCCGGCUGGCCACCAAAACGAAGGAUAUAGGAAAGUUUCUGCUCCGCCUUCGUCUGACUCCAACAUCCACCAUGAGAUUCAGCGAUAA
This is a messenger RNA of Cladophialophora psammophila CBS 110553, 924 nucleotides long. RefSeq lists its product as uncharacterized. Gene Ontology annotation, cellular component: membrane. The transcript has 2 exons. Lineage: Eukaryota; Fungi; Ascomycota; Eurotiomycetes; Chaetothyriales; Herpotrichiellaceae. The coding region runs from base 1 to 924 and encodes 307 amino acids. The record is from RefSeq and is a predicted model, not a curated record.